This is a messenger RNA of Peronospora farinosa, 2238 nucleotides long. The record is from the annotation of a GenBank genome assembly. Lineage: Eukaryota; Oomycota; Peronosporomycetes; Peronosporales; Peronosporaceae.
AUGGUACUUCAGGCGGUUUCAAUCUUGCGUCGUGCGGCGCUUUCUGCACGAGUUUCAUCCACGCAUGCUCUGUCCACCGCCAGUUCAGGUGCCUUCCUUACGAUGGAGACGCGUCCUAACGGUGUAGCCAUCGUACGACUGGAUGAUAAGGCGGCCAAAGUGAACACGAUCUCGUCCAAGAUGACGGCAGAGAUGACGGCGAUGCUGGAGACAGUGGAGAAUGACCCCAAUAUUAAGUCGGUGGUGCUCAUCUCGGCCAAACCUGGCGUCUUCAUCGCCGGUGCUGACAUUUCUGAGCUAAACGCAUGCAAGACAGAGGAAGAGAUGCGCGCCAUGUCCAGUGCCGGUCAGAGUUUUAUGAACCGCUUGGAAAGUUCCAAGAAGCCUUUCGUGGCAGCUAUUGAAGGCUCCUGCAUGGGUGGAGGCCUCGAAGUGGCGCUCGCUUGCCAUUACCGAGUGGCCUCACAAAAUAAGAAGACGCAGUUGGCGUUGCCCGAAGUGAUGCUGGGGUUGCUGCCCGGAGCGGGAGGCACCCAACGUCUGCCAAAACUGGUGGGCAUCCAGGCUGCUUUGGAUAUGAUGCUCACGGGCAAGAAUAUCAAGCCGGACAAGGCUCUGAAGAUGGGACUAGUAAACCAAGUGGCCGACUCGCACGCGCUCGAAAGCGCGGCCAUUGCAGCAGCUCAACAACUGGCUACUGGGAGCUUAAACCCCAAGAAGAAAAAGAAGGGUCUGGUCAAUCGCGUCUUGGAGGACACUCCAUUGCGCCAGAUUGUGUUCAAGAAGGCGGAGGAGAUGGUGGAGAAGAAGACGGGAGGACACUACCCUGCACCCAAAUUGAUCUUGGAGGCGGUCCAAACAGGUGUGGAAAACGGACUUACAAGGGGUCUGGAGGUAGAGGCAGCUAACUUUGCAAAGUUGGGGAUGACCAGUGAGGCCAAGGCCCUGAUGAGCAUCUUCUUCGGACAGACGGCACUUAAGAAGAAUCGCUACGGCAAGCCUUCAAAGCGUGUAGAGACCAUGGCCGUCGUUGGUGCUGGACUGAUGGGAGCUGGUAUUGCACAGGUCUCAGCUGCGAAGGGUGUGCGCGUCCUGUUGAAAGAUCGCGAUGCUAUGGCUGCAGCUAAGGGUGAAGAGUACGUACGCAGCAACAUGGAUCAGAAGGUGAAGCGCAAGCGCAUGACUAUCUAUGAUCGCGACAUCGUCAUGGCAAAUGUGGUACCUUUGUCUGACGAAGAUGAAAUAUGGAAGACACACAUCGCAAAGGCAGACCUCGCUAUCGAGGCCGUCUUUGAGGACUUACAACUGAAGCAUAAGGUUCUGUGUGACCUCGAGAAUUACGUGUCGAAGGAAUGCGUAAUUGCUACUAAUACGUCGGCUCUUCCGAUUGCUGACAUCGCGUCUGCUUGUAAGCGUCCGGAAAACGUGAUCGGCAUGCACUACUUUUCACCUGUGCCGAGUAUGCCACUGCUGGAAAUUAUUCGUCACGCUGGUACUAGCGAUGCGACUGCAGCGAAAGCUGUUGACUUGGGACUUCGUCAAGGGAAGACCGCCAUAGUGGUGAAAGAUGUACCGGGUUUCUACGUGAACCGUUGUCUUGGUCCAUACAUUGCUGAGACAUUGGCACUUGUGGAGGAUGGCGUAGAACCGGAGAAGCUCGAUAGGCUCAUGACGACGUGGGGUCUACCUGUGGGUCCCAUUACUCUUGCUGACGAGGUGGGCCUUGAUGUGGCCUACCACGUGAACCAGACGCUGUCGAAGGCUUUGGGUAUGCGCAUGAAAGGUGGCGAUGCCAAGCUUUUCGAAGAAAUGAUUGGGCAGGGAUUCCUGGGCAAAAAGUCUGGCAAGGGCUUUUUCAUGCAGCCUUCUAAGGGCAAGAAGGACAAGAAGAUCAUCAACGCUGAUGCCAUGAACCUUGUAAAGAAGUUUCAGAAGACCGACCUGAAGCUCAAUGAGGAGGACACCGUAAACCGUCUUAUCUCGCGUUUCGUAAACGAGGCGGUUCUUUGCGUGCAGGACGAUAUCAUUGCGUCACCUUCAGAGGGUGAUAUUGGUGCCGUGUUCGGCAUUGGCUUCCCGCCCUUCAUUGGUGGUCCCUUCCGCUAUGUUGACAAAGUGGGCAGUACCAAGUUUACGGAGUUGAUGCAGCGCUACGCCGACCUGUACGGCGAGCAAUUUGCUCCGGCACCGCUGUUGCAGGACAUGGCCAAGAGCAACAAGAAGUUCCAUUCGAACUAA